GAUCUUCAUGACGGCACUCCGCUGAUCGCUCUUCCACGUUUGCGCUUUUAUUUAUUUUAUUUUAUUAGUUUAUCCCUGCGAGCGCUGGUUAAAUGCGCUGAUUGCAUCGAUCAGCCCGUGCUCUGCCCUGCCGCGUCCCUGUUCUGGAGAAGCUGUGAUAAUGUCCUAUCCUCAGGGUUACCUCUACCAGCCCCCUGGCUCUCUGGCGCUCUACUCCUGCCCGCUGGCCGCCCCGAGGAGCGAGGAACUGGCCCGGUCCUCCUCCGGUUCAGCGUUCAGCCCGUACCCCGGAUCUGCGGCGUUCACCGCCUCGGCCAGCGGAUUCUCCAGCCCUCUGCCCUAUUCCACAGAUCCAGCCACGGGAUUCCCGUCCUACAUGGGCUCUCCGUAUGACGCGCACACUACGGGGAUGGCAGGAGCCAUCAGUUAUCACCCGUACGGGAGUCCCGGUUACCCGUACCAGCUCAACGACCCCGCGUACCGGAAAAACGCCACGCGGGACGCGACGACGACGCUAAAAGCGUGGCUGCAGGAACACAAGAAAAACCCUUAUCCCACGAAAGGAGAAAAGAUCAUGCUGGCCAUCAUCACCAAGAUGACCCUCACGCAGGUGUCCACCUGGUUCGCUAACGCCAGAAGAAGACUCAAGAAGGAGAACAAGGUGACAUGGGCACCACGGAAUAAAAGUGAGGAUGAGGACGAGGACGACGGCGAUGGGGAGAGAAAAGACGAGCGCACGGAUAAAAACAUGGACAACAGUGAAGCGUCUGCUGAGGACGAAGGCAUUAGUUUGCACCUGACAGAUCACUCGUGCUCGGUGGAAUCUGACGGCGAGAAGGUCACGUGCAGAACCGGGGACCGGGUUUGUGAUUCUGGACCCGAUAGCAAGGACAAAUGCGACGCGAGUGAUCUGGACACGGUCCGCGAGGACAGGCAGAGAGGCCCGUCACCCAAGCCGCUGGCCUCCUCUCCUCUGACCGCGGUGGAGGCCCCUCUCUUGACCCAUCAUCACCGAGAGAACAGCACCAACAAAACAUGCCUGGACGGUCCAAACCAAAGCGUCAAGCCUAAGCUCUGGUCGUUAGCCGAGAUCGCCACUUCGGACCCAAAGCAGCAGCAGAACUGUCCCCCAGGUGUUGGCCUUUUGACCUCCACGGCGUCCAGCGCGUCUCCAGCGGGCGCAGUGUACCCCGCCACCUCCAUAUUAGGAAGACCGCUUUAUUACACCUCGCCGUUUUAUAGUAAUUACACGAACUAUGGCAACUUCAGUCCGCUGCAGAGCCAAGGGAUACUGCGCUAUAACUCAGCUGGAGAGGGACUCCUGCACAAACAGAGCGGCGAGCCUCUGCUAAAGACAAAUCCAAACCAGACUGAACAGCAUUUCAGGGCCUCCAAUGCAGAAUCCAAAAAAGACCCCACCGAGGUUUUCACAGUAAGAUCCCAUAUAUAUAUAUAUAUAUAUGAUUACAAGCACUUAAAGAUGGCACGCAGAAAUUAA
Messenger RNA from Sinocyclocheilus rhinocerous, 1498 nucleotides. It is a transcript of the gene irx2a, whose product is annotated as iroquois homeobox 2a. The record is from RefSeq and is a predicted model, not a curated record. The transcript is spliced from 4 exons. Gene Ontology annotation, cellular component: nucleus. Gene Ontology annotation, molecular function: RNA polymerase II cis-regulatory region sequence-specific DNA binding; DNA-binding transcription factor activity, RNA polymerase II-specific. Gene Ontology annotation, biological process: cell development; neuron differentiation; regulation of transcription by RNA polymerase II. NCBI's taxonomy places the organism in Eukaryota, Metazoa, Chordata, Actinopteri, Cypriniformes, Cyprinidae. The coding region runs from base 161 to 1498 and encodes 445 amino acids.